Molecule: messenger RNA, 4362 nt
Organism: Eptesicus fuscus (big brown bat)
Lineage: Eukaryota; Metazoa; Chordata; Mammalia; Chiroptera; Vespertilionidae
Gene: EIF1AD
Product: eukaryotic translation initiation factor 1A domain containing
Exons: 6
Coding region: 869-1366 (165 amino acids)
Biological process (GO): translational initiation
Cellular component (GO): nucleus
Molecular function (GO): RNA binding; translation initiation factor activity
Source: RefSeq, a predicted model, not a curated record
GCGGCUGGCGCUCACCGGCAGUUCCAGCUCCCGUAACGGCUCCUCCCGCCGCCGGCUGCUCCCGCCGAUACCUCAACCCACUAGAACUUUCUCCCACUUCCGCUUCCGGGUCGCCUCAAGAGCCGCCUAAAAAAACUAAAUUUGGCGCUUCUAGCUGCUUAGAGCCAUAGAGUUGAGGCGCUCUGGACCUCGACGGCAACCUUAGCAGACGCUCCUUUUCGGUCGACUCGCGGGAAGCCGGGCUGCCUUGUUUGAUUUCUCUUCUCGGGCAGCAUUUCCGGUCUCGGAGCAGAGGCCUGGGUGAAGAAAACUUCUUUUCCCCGCUGCACGGCAUCCGGAACUCAAGGACCUAGCGUCGGCCCACUUGGCGGCAGGAAGAGAUAGAGGGUCGGACAAGGAGGGAGGAGGGUGGCCGGAGGCUUACGGCAGAGCGCCGGAAGUACUGCUCUUGGAAGGGUCCGACUCAGGCCGAACCGUGUCAGGCUUUUAGGAGUCGGGCAGGAACCGGAGACGCUGAAGACCUGGGUCCAAGCAAACUCCACCGUCUUGCGCACCGGCAAGUUCAUUUUCUGGGCUUUCGCUGGCUCGGCUGCGAAGUGAGUCGUGGACAAGCCACUCCCUGCGUCCAGCCUAGAGGACGGGAUCGUUCCAGCGGCGCCGUGGGAGAAGAGGGCCAGAAGGAAAUAGAGUAAGAUUUCAAUCCAAGCAGUUAGAUUUCAGAGCCCACAUUCUUAACGAGGACACGGUCACUCCUCAGUCAAAGGUCCCUCCCCACCUUCAAAGCAGUCCUGGGUUCUGAUCCUGCCACCCAAGAAACUCAGGAGAGGCAGACAGCCUCUGCGCCUCACCGCCCUGGAACAGGACCAGCAUGUCUCAGGCCACCAAGAGGAAGCAUGUGGUGAAGGAGGUGCUGGGGGAGCAUAUGGUGCCCUCUGACCAGCAGCAGAUCGUGAGGGUACUCAGGACCCCAGGGAACAAUCUGCAUGAAGUGGAGACAGCCCAGGGGCAGCGCUUCCUGGUAAGCAUGCCCUCCAAAUACCGCAAGAACAUCUGGAUCAAGAGAGGGGACUUUCUCAUCGUUGACCCUAUUGAAGAGGGGGAAAAGGUGAAGGCUGAGAUCUCCUUUGUGCUCUGCAAAGACCAUGUGCGCUCUCUGAAGAAGGAUGGGCUCUGGCCUGAAGCCUUUGAGGUGGCUGAGAAACACAACAACAACAGAAACAGGCCAACUCAGCCAGAACUCCCAGCUGAGCCACAGUCAUCGGGAGAAGAGUCCAGCUCGGAAGAUGAUUCUGACCUCUUUGUUAACACCAAUCGUAGACAGUAUCACGAGAGCGAGGAGGAGAGCGAAGAGGAGGAGGCAGCCUGAGGCUCCAGGACCCACUUUUCAUCUUGCUCAGAGACAAGUCCUUGGCUCCUCUCUGACCUUGGACAAUUCCAGGGUGCUCUGCAGAUCUUCCCCCCAAUGGGGACAAGGCAGGACUCCUCUCUGAACUGACCUUCUGACUCAGGAGAAUUAAACCCCUGGUGGGUGGUGACUUGUGCUAGUGUCCGAGUGGCUCUCUGGAGGGAGAAGGGACCUGUGAUACAGUUAAAAAUUGCUCCUUGGUAGAGGUCUCAUGGGCAGGAACUAGGGAAUGGCUGGACAUUUGGAAUGAAUUUGAAAUUAAGGAGGGAACUAAGGUUUCCUAGGUCCCCCUCUUUCUCUCUCUCUCUCUCUCUCUCUCAUUGGGCACUUAGUAAGUGGCAGGCCCUGUGCUCUUUCUCCGUGCAUGUACUUUAUAAGUGGGAACAGUCCCACUUUAUUGCCUGCUCUCAACCAAUACUGAUUCAGGCUUUCAGGAUCACAGCCAUAGGACCUAGUCCCCCGUUGCCUCUAAGAAACACUCAGGAUGAAUUUCAUAGUACCUCGUAAACUGAUUCCCCUGCAUUUCUAGUCACCAUGACUGCAGGAAUGCCCACCCCCAUGCUGCUGUGUGCAUCCCCUGGUUGCUGGACCCUUCUAGCAACUUAGACCAUCACUCCUCAGCCCUCUGAUAAAACAUAUCAUCCCACUUACCUCUUUUUUUUUAACCUCUGGCUAUAUGUUACUCCUCCUCAUUGCUGGCAUUGACCUUGUAGUCUCUGCGCAGACUACAAGAGUUAAUCUCCUGGCUUAGAGUCUUUUACUUCUGCUUAGUCAUUUUCUACAUCCCAUGGAUGGGCCUGUUCAGCACUGUGGCUCUUUAGUUCCUUGAUAAUCCCCAUCACUAAUCCGGGUCUUCUAUUCCGGCCUGCUGCCUACACCUCUACCCACUGGACCCCUGAUAUCAGUAGAAAUUGUAACAACUUUUGAAGUCAGAUACCUGUACAAUCACCGCCUUCUGGCUUUCUUGUUUACUUGCUCAGCUACCCCCCUCUGCAAAAAUUCUUUAUCUUCCAGCCCCACCACAUUCUCACCAUUUCUCCCUUCGCUUUCCUCCUUCUGCAACUUGGAUUCCAUGGCCCACACCCUCCACUCUCUUGUCUUCCUCCAUUGUAUUCAGCUACUAAUACCUCACCCCAGCCAAUCCAAUCACUCACUUCUGUGACUAUUAGAGAAAACCACCAACUGGGCUCACUUGUUUUACCUUAAGUUUAUAAUUGUAAACCUCAAAUGAACCCUCAGCACUGCCUAACAGAUCAACUCUGGGGUGUAUUUUGAAACUUCUUAUCUUGUCUACCUAUUUCCCCUUCCCCUGCUAGUUACCACAGCGUAUACUUCAUUAAGAAAUAGUAGGCCACCCUGACUGGUGUGGCUCAGGUGGUUGGAGCACCAUCCCAUACACCAAAAGGUGGCGGAUUGAAUUCUUUUUUUUUUUUAAUCCAUUGAUUUUUUACAGAAAGGAAGGGAGAGGAAUAGAGAGUUAGAAACAUCGAUCAGCUGCCCCCUGCACACCUCCUACUGGGGAUGUGCCAGCAACCAAAGUACAUGCCCUUGACCAGAAUCGAACCUGGGACCUUUCAGUCCACAGGCCGACGCUCUAUCCACUGAGCCAAACUGGUUAGGGCUGAAUUCUUGAUCAGGAUAUAUACCCAGGUGGCAGGUUUGAUCCCCAGUCAGAGUAUGUGUGGGAGGCAACUGAUCCAUGUUUCUCACAUGGAUGUUUCUCUUCUCCCCUCUCUCUAAAAAUCAAUAAAACUAUAUGUAUCUAUACAUAUAAAAGGCUAAGCUACCAUCCCGCCAAUAGGUAUGACACGCACUGACCACCAGGGGGCAGACGCUCAAUGCAGGAGUUGCUGACCUGCAGUAACUUGGCAGUGGAGGUUCUUGGGUGAUGUACCGGAGAAAUCUACACUAAUAAAAUAGUAAGAUGCAAAUUGACCGUACCUUUGUGAUGCCCACCAGCCAAUCAGGAGUGGGUAUGCAAAUUAACCCAAUAAAGAUGGGUUAAUUUGCAUACGCAGGUGAUGAGCGGCUGGGUCACAGGUGUUCCACACCGCCCCAGCUGCUCCGGGCCUCUGGGAAGCGUGGGAAGGUGGAAAGGCGGCGAAGGCGGUGCCGGCAGCCAGGGGAAGGAAGGAAGGCCCAUUCUUGUAUGAAUCUUCGUGCAUCGGGCCUCUAGUAUGUUAAUAGUAAUAUUAACAUAUUCUAAUUAAUUUCCUUUCAAUGUGCACAAAUCUGUGCACCAGGCCACUAGUAUACCACACACAUCUUUUUCCUUUUUCUUUUUUAAGAAAAUAAGAAAUAGUAGGCCAUUGGUGAGAAUUCACACCUCCCCAUUACCAAGCCUACAAUGUCUUCAUGGAUCUUCCUGUCUUUUUACUUCCCAUUGGAAUCCAAUGGGAUUUCAACCUUUCCACAUGUAUCUGCUCCUCUCCUCACUUUCUAUUAUGUUGCUUAGUAUGGCUUUAAAUAUACAUACAUAUGUAUGUAUUUGUGUGUAUGUGUACAUACAUAUGUUUAUAUAUAAAGAGAGAGAGCCCUACCUGGUUUGGCUCAGUGGAUAGAGCAUCAGUCUGUGGACUUAAGGGUCCUGGGUUUGAUUCCAGUCAAGGACACAUGCCUGAGUUGUGGGCUCGAUCUCCAGUGUGGGGCAUGGAGGAGGCAGCAAUCAAUGAUUCUCAUCAUUGAUAUUUCUAUCUCUCCCUCUCCCUUCUCUGAAAUGAAUAAAAAUACGUUUAAAAAAAUAAUGAAAACAUGUAUAUAUACAAACAAAGAGUAAACAUCAGAUGAGGUAGAGACAAAUGUGUAUUAAUUCGUUUGAAGUUUGUUUUUUAUGGGAGAGAGCUAACUUUCUAAAGGAUGUGGCCACUUGUCCCUACGUCAUUUAUUAAAUGGUUCAUUCUUUCCUCAUUGCUUUAGAAUACCUUUUAAAAUAAAUUGUAUUCCUGCAUAUAUGUGGA